Molecule: messenger RNA, 2109 nt
Organism: Aspergillus pseudonomiae
Lineage: Eukaryota; Fungi; Ascomycota; Eurotiomycetes; Eurotiales; Aspergillaceae
Product: putative chitin synthase activator (Chs3)
Exons: 4
Coding region: 1-2109 (702 amino acids)
Molecular function (GO): protein binding
Source: RefSeq, a predicted model, not a curated record
AUGCCUGAAGUUCCGGAGACUAUGCAGGACAAUAUUGCCCACCUCGAGCAUGAGGCUCGAAACCCUCAUCGGAGCCAAUAUGCUCCUGUACAAUAUGAUCGGUCCCAUUUUCCCGAGAGAACUUCUUCUGCCGCUGUAGUCCAGGGACAGCCCAUUACUGCCGGCUACGAGGACGCUGCCCACUACGAGCAAUCCGCCGUUUACGAUACCAUGGAAUCGCCUAAUUUUUCGCCGUUCCCUGUCCUACGCAACCCCCCUCCAAAUGUGCCCCCCACCGAUGAGCAGAGAGAAGCCAGCUUGGAGAAGGCUCGGAUGGCAGUACUCUCCUCCAAUGACCCCGAAAUGCAAUUGGCUUGGGCCCAGGACGCCCUAGCUUACGUCGAAGUCGCCGUCCAGAAUGAAGCUCGUCUAUCCUUAAUCCAACCCCCGCGUCCCCAGACCCCGCAAGUGGAGCAUCAGUUGAAGGUUGAUGCGAUGAACAUCGUCAAUUUCUUGGCUGAUCAGCACCAUCCCAAAGCUGAGUUCAUCAAGGGAAUGUGGUUGGAAUUCGGAAAAUUCGGAUAUCGCGUUGAUAAAAAGGAAGCAUUCAGAGCUUAUUCGAGAGCUGCGGAGAAAGGCUAUGCCAGGGCUGAGUAUCGCAUGGGGAUGCAGUUCGAGAGUUCUGGUGAACCCGAAAAAGCCAUCCGGCAUUACGAGAAAGGUGUUGCUCUUGCCGAUUCUGCUUCUUUUUACCGUCUGGGGAUGAUGAUCUUGCUGGGCCAGCACGGACAGCGUCAAGAUUAUCAAACGGGCCUUGAUUAUAUCCAGCUAGCUGCGCAAUCCUGCGACGAGAAUGCGCCUCAGGGUGCCUAUGUUUAUGGCAUGCUUCUGGCACGGGAGCUGCCCCAAGUGAGCGUCCCAGAGAAUUACCUCCCCCUUGAUGUCAAUGCCGCUCGCGUAAAUAUCGAGAAAGCUGCAUACCACGGAUUUGCUAAGGCCCAAGUCAAGAUGGGUGCCGCAUAUGAACUGUGUCAACUAGGUUGCGACUUUAACCCGGCGUUAUCCUUGCAUUACAACGCAUUGGCCUCCCGACAAGGAGAGCCAGAAGCGGAAAUGGCCAUCAGUAAAUGGUUCCUUUGUGGACAUGAGGGUGUCUUCGAGAAGAACGACGAGUUGGCGUUCACAUACGCUCAGCGUGCAGCUCAGAGCGGCUUCCCAACUGCGGAAUUUGCCCUGGGAUACUUCUAUGAAGUCGGUAUCUUCGUUCAGGUUGAUAUCAAGGAAGCCAGAAGCUGGUAUGCCAAGGCUGCGGCAAACGGAAACAAAGACGCUACCAGUCGAAUCGACAGUAUCUCACGUUCGAAGACGUUGUCCCGACGGGAUCAUGAGCAGGUUGCCAUCGCUCGGAUCAAGUCACGCUACGGCUCUCACCAGCGGAACGAAUCCAUGCAAUCAGCUUCAGAGAAUCUUGAAAUGCCUGAUCCUUCACGGAUGAGUCUUUCAGAUAACCCCCCGCCAAGUGCUCCGUACCCCGACCGGCCACCCUCCAGGGCUCGGCCAGUGUACCCGCCAGGCUACUCGGUGCCUGACCCACGGCCAAGCUCAGCAUUUGGCAUCAACCCUAACAUUCGCACCAGCGCUCCCAAUUAUAACCGUGCGGCAUCUUAUGGGCCUGGGCCAAUGGGGUAUCGCUCUCCUGCCCCUGUGACACCCACCACCAGCGGUCCAGCAAGCCCCACGUCAGCAACACCUAAGCUAGAUAUUGGCUACUCUGCACCGAUUGAUUCUCCAAACUCAAGACGCCCACAACGCCUUGACAGCACACCGCCUGAUAGACGGCCCGUGAGGACGCCUGUUUCUGCUCAAGGCGGCCCAGUAGGCUCCCCGAAGCCAGUGGCCUCACCGUCUUCUGCAACGUUUCCCCAGCGCAGUGAAUCCAUGCCGCCUCCAAGUGCACCUGUAGCAUCCUCGGCAACACCAAAACCAUCAUCUGUGUCAGCCUCGGUCGGCCAGAAGCCCGCAGCACAGCCAGCCAAGUCUCAAGGUGGCCUACCAGGCAAAGGCCCAAAAACAUUUGAGGAGAUGGGAGUUCCGACUGCACAAAAGGACAAUGAUUGCAUCGUCAUGUGA